Messenger RNA from Aspergillus affinis, 2154 nucleotides. Its product is annotated as protein kinase domain-containing protein. Gene Ontology annotation, molecular function: protein serine/threonine kinase activity; ATP binding. Gene Ontology annotation, cellular component: cytoplasm. The transcript has a single exon. The coding region runs from base 1 to 2154 and encodes 717 amino acids. NCBI's taxonomy places the organism in Eukaryota, Fungi, Ascomycota, Eurotiomycetes, Eurotiales, Aspergillaceae. Gene Ontology annotation, biological process: protein phosphorylation. The record is from RefSeq and is a predicted model, not a curated record.
AUGUCGGUCAUAACGUCACUCUGGUGGCCCGAAGAUAGAAUCCAAGCUACUCUAUGCUCGGAGUAUAUCUUCAACCAUCUGCCCUCCAAUAUCCUGCAUCGUCUCGUGACUCCUUUGCCAUGGGGUGAGGGUUUAACGAGCGAGACCUAUCUCGAUUGGAUCCUCGCCAAAGCGGGAAGACUCUUCCUAAUCCUCGUUGAUAUCGGAAUUCCUGAGCGGAUCUUUGCCUUGGUAGAUGAAUCCCUUGACGACUCUGAUCUGCCUAUUGCGGCCCACAGCGUCGAUCGUCUCCACCUAUCUCCAGACGCAGAAGAUCCAGCGUUGGACUCCAAAUUCUUUCUUGCGCAGUGGCGGUUUGUCGUGCGAGGCAUCGGCGAAGGGGAACAUGUCAAGUAUACGGAGAACGAGGGCGUCCCCGUGGAAUUACUGCGAACUGGUGCGGCCCUGGCGAGAGAUGGCGUGGAAAGAGUGGUCCUCGCCGGAUCUGUGUGUCGAGUGUAUCUGCGAACUCAAGUCACGGUUGGAGGGCCACCACAUUUUUUUGAGGAAGACGAGGUCCUAGAAGAGGUUCGCUCCCUGAGGAGGCUCUCUCACGAGCACGUCUACUCAAUAUUCGGGUCAUACUUUGUCGACAACACAGUUUGCAUUCUGUUUUCAGGUGUUUACGAACGCACUCUGAUGUCUUUCCUUACGGACGUACCUCCACAAUUCAAGCGCUUGUCCAAGGAACGACGUCGAGAGACUCUCGUCAACUGGCCGCAUUGCCUAGCGAAUGGAUUAUCGUGGUUUCAUGCGCAGAACCAGGUGCAUGGUGGCAUUCGACCAUCUAACAUCUUCAUCGAUGCGGACUUGAGAAUCUUCCUAGGACAAUUCGAGGCCCUGGACACUUUGCUGCCUCCGGUCAAGAUCGACGAUGUCGAGUCGUAUCAGUACGGAGCUCCGGAACGCUGGGUUCGCUUCGCUACAGUUCAGGACACUGGUCCUUCACGAACAGCCCUACCCUCGGGUGGACGCACGGCUCGCAAGCCGUCAUCUAGACCAUCCAGGUUGAGCUUCGGCAUACGCAAAGAAUCGUAUCCGCCGGACCAUGAAGCCACAGACUCGCGGCCAGAAUCCAUGCUCUCUCAAGGAACUGCCAUCCGGGUUGUAUCGCCAGGCUCUCCAUCUCGAUUCUCCUUUGGGCCUUCUUCCUCAUCUGGAUCAAGCGGCGGAAGCGCUCGGAAACGUGUCAUAUCCUCCGUGAAACGACCUAUCUUUUACACCCCUUCGAUCACAUCGUCCAACUCUUCGGGAUCUUCUUCGCACCAGACCUCUCUAGGUGCGGUGAGUUUGCCCCUUUCACACUCCCACGCCGCAGUAGUCCACAGCUGGCAGUCGUGCCAGACCAAUCCGAAAGCCUCCGACAUUUUCUCCCUCGGCGCGGUCACCGUGGACAUCUUCACCCAUCUAUGUAAGCGCAAGAUAUCCUCAUUUGUACACCACCGUGGAGCCAAGAACCGGACUGCUGGCCGCGGAGGGGGCGUUGCAGAUUGCUCGUUCCAUCUAGAUCGAAACAUGGCCCAAGUCACCUCCUGGAUCACACUCUUGGACCAGGAUGCAAAGAAGCAAAAAAGUCCCGUGUUUCAGGCCGUCCGAGCCAUGCUUUCCAUGUCACGAGGUAUGCUGAGCAAAGACCCAGUCGGUCGGCCGUCGGCCUCGCAGGUCGACCACUGCUUUUCAUCUGCAAUCCGGCAACUAGGCGGCGUGGCCAACUUGCACUGUUCAUCCUAUGUACACCUGGUCGCGAACGAGUCCAAGAGCCCAGUACCUAGAAGAAAGCACACAGAAGAGACGCCAGAACUUCAAGUCCUCGAUGUUCCCUCGGAAUCGGCCACACCCACGCCGGUCUCACCGAGCAAACAUCUAACGGUCUAUGACCACUCCUGUAUCGACCCAGGAGGAACCGACGGUCUCAACCCAUCCCCGGCCGCAUCCAUGACCAACUUCAAUUUCUGUUUUGACAGAUACCAAGACAGCGAUGAUACGGAUCAAGAAUGCGGUGGGUGCACGACCGGCUCCGACCAGCCUCCCUGGUUAGAUCCCGACCAGGCAUUGAGCCCGGCAGCCGUCAAUGAUCCGGCAUGGGAUUAUAGUUUUACGCUGAGAGAUGGAUGA